CCUGCCACGCAAAACCACGGUGCACGGUCCCCAGCGGCUGUGGCAGCGCUGACAGCAGCCCGUGCGCUGGAUCCCCGCGGCGCCCAGCCUCCAGCAUCCCGCAUCCUGCAUUCGCCACGCUCUCCGAGUCCCCGCUAGCGCUAGUACCCACCAUGGGGAAGCCCACGAGCUCUGGAUGGGACUGGCGCCGCUUCCUGCGGAAUCACUGGCUGCUGCUCUCCACCGUGGCAGCCGUGGUGCUAGGCAUUGUCAUAGGAGUCUUGGUUCGUGAACACAGUGAGCUCUCAAGUCUGGAUAAAUUCUACUUUGCUUUUCCUGGAGAAAUUCUAAUGAGGAUGCUGAAGCUUGUCAUUUUGCCACUGAUUAUAUCCAGCAUGAUCACAGGUGUUGCUGCCCUGGAUUCCAACGUCUCUGGAAAGAUUGGGCUGCGUGCUGUCGUGUAUUACUUCUGCACCACCCUCAUUGCUGUGAUCAUCGGUAUCGUGCUGGUUGUGAGCAUCAAGCCCGGUGUCACUCAGACAGUGAGUGACAUCGACAGGACAGGCGAAAGCGCUGAGGUCAGCACAGUGGAUGCCAUGUUGGACCUGAUCAGGAACAUGUUCCCUGAGAACCUGGUUCAAGCCUGUUUUCAGCAGUACAAAACCAUGCGUGAAGAAGUGAAGCCUGUCAGUGAUCCUGGGGGGAACGCGACAGAGGUGUCUGUCACCGCCGCCAUGACAACAAUAUCUAAGAAUCAGACAAAGGAAUACAAAAUCGUGGGCCUGUACUCAGAUGGCAUCAAUGUCCUCGGCUUGAUUAUCUUUUGCCUCGUCUUCGGACUUGUCAUUGGAAAGAUGGGAGAAAAGGGGCAGAUUCUCGUGGAUUUCUUCAAUGCAUUGAAUGAGGCGACCAUGAAAAUUGUCCAGAUCAUCAUGUGUUACAUGCCCAUUGGCAUUUUGUUCCUAAUUGCUGGGAAGAUCAUUGAAGUUGAAGACUGGGAAAUAUUCCGCAAGUUGGGCCUUUACAUGGCCACUGUCCUGAGUGGCCUUGCAAUCCACUGCAUUGUAGUACUGCCCCUGAUCUAUUUCAUAAUCGUGCGGAAGAACCCUUUCCGAUUCGCGCUGGGCAUGUCGCAGGCUCUCCUGACAGCACUCAUGAUAUCUUCCAGUUCAGCAACCCUACCAGUUACUUUCCGCUGUGCAGAGGAGAAGAACAAGGUGGACAAGAGGAUCACAAGAUUCGUGCUGCCCGUUGGUGCCACCAUCAACAUGGACGGCACCGCGCUCUAUGAGGCCGUGGCGGCUGUGUUCAUUGCACAGAUGAAUGGCUUCGACUUGAGCGUUGGGCAGAUCAUCACCAUCAGUAUCACAGCCACCGCUGCCAGCAUUGGAGCUGCUGGCGUGCCCCAAGCUGGCAUGGUGACCAUGGUGAUCGUGCUGAGUGCGGUAGGCCUGCCUGCUGAGGAUGUCACCCUCAUCAUCGCUGUGGACUGGCUCCUGGACCGGUUCAGGACGAUGGUGAAUGUUCUGGGUGACGCAUUUGGAACUGGCAUCGUGGAGAAGCUCUCCAAGAAGGAGCUAGAGCAGAUGGAUGUUUCAUCUGAAGUCAACAUCGUAAACCCCUUCGCCUUGGAACCCGCAAUCCUCGACAGUGAAGACUCAGAUACCAAGAAGUCCUAUGUCAAUGGCGGCUUUGCAGUGGACAAAUCCGACACCAUCUCAUUCACUCAGACCUCACAGUUCUAGAGGCUCCAGAUGGCUGGGAUGAGGACAGACAACUCCACGGGAGCCAUCUCUUAGCAAACUCCAACACUGAGGAAUGAGAGAAACACUAAGAAUCAACUGUACAUUUAGUUUGAUAAACAGACCUCCAGAUUAUUUUCUAUAUUUGGCGUUAGAGCCUUUGUUCUCUGGGUUUGGGAAUUGGGGGUGGGGUAGAAUGAAGGGAAAUGAAGAAAACUGUGUUAUCUGGAUUUUCUAAUUCUAUAAAACCAAGUGUGGACGUAUAUGGAAGAGUUAGCUGUUGGCACUAGGUAAUGGACGUGGGAGAGAAAUUGCUUUCUCAUGCAUAGACCAGUGUUUGGGGGUUUUUAAACAAUAUUAUUAUUGGCUACAAAUUUUUACUCAGACUUUCUAUUGGCGUGACUUCCUCUGCCGUCUCUCUUUUUAUAGAUUACGAUGCAUCUCAACAGCCCCACCGUGUUAAAGUGCCAAAUUCUCCAUUUUGACCUCAUCUUCAGCCACUCUCAACCUACUCUUUAAAAAAAAAAAAAGGAUCAGCAUAGUUCUGCAAUAAUAGUUUUAAGAUAGUUGUGGGGUUUAGGGGAAGGGAGAGGGUUUUUAUUCCAUGUACUGUAUUGGGAUGCUGGCAGCUGUCUAGCCAGUGUUCGGCAUAGAACUAUAUGUAUAUGUGUGUAUAUUUAUUAUUUUCAUAUAAUUCGCAAGACAGAGAUCAGUAAGGAACUAUCAAUGUGAAAUAUGAUGCUCUCCUUGUACUUGAAUCAAAACUGCAAUUCCAAGCCAGGCAGCAUGGGUGCACACCUUUAAUCCCAGCACUCGGGAAACAGAGACAAGCGGAUCUCUGUGAGUUCAAGACCAGCCUGGCCCACAAAGAGAGUUCGAGGACUACCAGGAAUGUUACGCAGAGAAACUCUGUCUCAAAAAAACCAACCCACCAACCAAGCAAACAAAGCCUGCAAUUCCAGCUGAGGUGUACUUCGGAGUUCACCAGAAGGUUGUCAAGAGCUCUAGGAUGAGAACUCAAGCUGUUGGGUUACUGGGUUUCAGCCCUAAAACAGAAAUGUAUUGUGGUGAAACUCUAUGGUGGCACAGCCCAUCAUUUACAACUUCCAGGUUCAAGCUCCCUCCAGGGGAGGCGCCCCCUGUAGGCAUUGAAUAAAUGCAUUGACAAAGGCAGCUCUCCCAAAGGCUGGAUAUGCCCAGAUCCAAACAGAAGGCUUCAAGUACACUCAGGCCCACUUCACAAGGCUGCUACUUCACUACCCUUGGUUCUCUCUGCCCACUAGUGCAGAAACAACAUUGGCAAGCCACCACCAAGUUGCAUUUCAAAAUGGGCUGCCUAAAUGGAAUAAGUCAUGUUGCACACACACACACACACAUACACACACACACAUUUCACAUUGCAUAUAUAUUACUGUUUGGUUUUUUUUUUUUUGAGAGAGGGUCUUUCUACAUAGGACUGGCUGUCAUGGAACUCACGAUGUAGAUUAGGUUGGCCCAACUCAUAAAGAUUCUCCUGCCUCUGCCUCCCUAGUAUGGGGCUGAAAAGUAUGUGCCAUCAUGGCCAACUCUAUAUGUAUUCUUACAGAAUAAACCCAGGCCAUGAGCUACUGGUACCAGUGGUUCAGGGAAAACGCUUCAUUUCCUUCUGCCUCCUCCUUCAGAAAGAAUCGUUUGGAGAAUCUUGGCCUUGCUACUUCGAAUCCUCUGCUGUCUUUCUCCUGCUCAUGUCUGAAGAUAGCUUAUUAAAAGUCUACACUUCUGCCCCCAUCUUGUAAAUAAAGCUCAACAAAAACUUGUACUUAACAUGGAGAUAGAUUCUUAUCAACAGUGUUUUCUGUAGUAUCAUUAGCCACCUUAAACCUGUGCUUUUAUAUUUACGAAGUCAGAAAUUGUGCCAAAGAUAGCAGGGGGGUAAAUGAAUGCUCAGUGUCGGCCACCUGCACCUGAAAGCUACAAGAAAAUGACACUAAGUUACCGACUAAACAUCACAGUGGCCCAUGACUCUGAAAUUGGAAGUACAAAUGUCGGUAUUCUUUAUAGGACAUAAAUCUAAAUGAAGUUGAACGACUAUUUUAUUUAGGAGUAAAUGGGUCUAGCCCCCUUAUCAGGUGGCUCUCAUUAGUGACACUAGAGUUGGCAGAGCUGUCCCCAAAUUCACUGGGUUCACCCUUGUAAACCAGCCACUUACCACACUGUGCUGUUAACUCGUGAAAGAGGACAUGUUCCAUUUCCUUCUCAAUAAACAUUUCUCACACUUUGUCCCCUUA
Molecule: messenger RNA, 3988 nt
Organism: Myodes glareolus (Bank vole)
Lineage: Eukaryota; Metazoa; Chordata; Mammalia; Rodentia; Cricetidae
Gene: Slc1a1
Product: solute carrier family 1 member 1
Biological process (GO): L-glutamate transmembrane transport
Cellular component (GO): plasma membrane
Molecular function (GO): glutamate:sodium symporter activity; L-glutamate transmembrane transporter activity; L-cysteine transmembrane transporter activity
Source: RefSeq, a predicted model, not a curated record